Molecule: messenger RNA, 687 nt
Organism: Symbiodinium pilosum
Lineage: Eukaryota; Dinophyceae; Suessiales; Symbiodiniaceae
Source: the annotation of a GenBank genome assembly
AUGCCACCGCUAGGACAGGCGUGCUCACUACCAGGUGCACAAUGGGGCGCCUGGAGGCAGCACGUGCUUCGCAGCGGCCCUUCCUGGCUGUUCGUCCUGGUGACUCUCACGCAUGUUUUGUGCUGCCGUGUAAGUGAGAUACUUGCACUGCGACGCAUGGACUUCGAUCUGCGCCACCGACGUGCGCGCAUCUGUCCACUGAAGCGGCGACCGGAGGUCCGAAAAUGGUUGCUGGCUAAAGCGCUGCAGGUGAUCAAGAACUUCCAGAAGAAUGGAGUCAAGCGCUGGAGGACAAAAACUAUGGGCAUGCGAGGACAGGAGCGCAUCUGCGAUCACUGGAAGUGGCCAUCACGCGCCAGUGGCUUUUUGUUCCCAUCCAAGUACAAGCCGGGAAGACCCAUGUCCAAGGAUGUCGUCUCCCAUGCCAUCGUAAAGGCACGUCGUUCCUUCAACCUGCCAUGUGUGAACACAGAAUCCAUCAGGAGCCACUCCGGCAGGCACAGGUUCAUCAACGAUAUGAAAAUGUGCAAUGUUCCGUGUGAAGCCGGGAUGCUUCAAUCGCGGAUCAAAGACUUCAAGACUUACCAGUCCUACGGCAAGCCCAAUGAAGAGCAGGUGGCUAGGACUCUCGACAAGAACCGCUCCCUGAAGCGCACCAUGGAAACGGUCUACCAAGGCAAGCGGUAA